AUGGCAUCAGAGGGAACUUGUCCAUCAUCCAGCUCCGUCAUGCUUGAUUCCUUGAACGAUCGCUUUGAAAAUGGAGGCUUUGUAGAUGGUUCUGUUGUUGCACCUGAUCCUUCCUUGGUCGAACAAUUCAAUGCUUGGACGAGGGCCAACAAUCUGGUAUAUUCUUGGAUAUUGAAUUCCGUUUCUAAGGAUAUAGCUGCAAGUCUUUUGUAUCAUUCCACUGCAGCUGAAAUUUUGAAAGAUCUGGGUGAUCGAUUUCAACAAUCGAACGGGCCACGUUUGUUUCAACUAAAGAAGAAUUUAAGCAAUUUGGUGCAAGGACAAAUGAACAUCAGCACCUACUACACUCAGCUCAAAAUCAUUUGGGAUGAGCUCUCUUCCACUAAGCAGCAAGAACAAGUCGUGCAGUUCUUGAUGGGUUUAAAUGAGUCUUAUGCUGAAAUCAAAGGCCAAAUUCUUUUGAUGGAUCAUUUGCCCUUGAUUGCCAAAGUUUUUUCUUUGCUUCUUCAAGAAGCAAAUCAGCGUAGAGUUUCUAAAACAGUUUUUGUUGUUAAAACGAUCUAUGGCAACUGCAAGAAUAGACCUCAAUGCAGUCAUUACAAUGCUCUUGGCCACACAAAAGACAAAUGCUAUAAGUUACAUGGAUAUCCACCAGGUUAUACAUCCAAGAAUUAG
This is a messenger RNA of Hibiscus syriacus, 675 nucleotides long. RefSeq lists its product as uncharacterized. The record is from RefSeq and is a predicted model, not a curated record. The transcript is spliced from 3 exons. Lineage: Eukaryota; Viridiplantae; Streptophyta; Magnoliopsida; Malvales; Malvaceae. The coding region runs from base 1 to 675 and encodes 224 amino acids.